AGGAAUUUCCGGGGAUCAUGUUACAGCAUUCGCUGAGCUAGAGCCGAGUAGGACGCGAGGCCUGGCUGCCAGACCGGGCCUCUCGCCCCCUCCUCUAGUGGCCCGCGAGCCUUGGCAGCGCCGCCCCUGCCCACAGUGACCCCGUGUGGCGGGGCCGUUUCGCGCCCCCGGGCCGCUUUGUUAUGGUAGGGCCACCCCAGCCCCGAGUUGUCGUCGGGUCUCCUCGGCCCCGAAUUAUUUUAGGAGCGAUCCGACCCCGCGUUAUCGUAGGGUCAGCCCGGGCCCAGGCUACCCCGGACGCGACUCCUCGGCCCCAACUGGCUGCGGAGGGGUCUCCCCGCCCUCGGGUCGUCUUCGGAACGCCCCGGGCCCGCGUGAUUGUGGGUUCGCCUCGGCCCCGAGUGAUUGUCUCAUCUCGGUGUCCCACAGUGGUCGUAGAUUCUUCAAGGCCGCGGUCUCCCGUAGGCUCCCCGUGGCCCCGAGUGAUAGUCGGGACUCCCCGACCGCGGGUGAUCGUCGGCUCUUCACGGGUCCGGACCGCCGGGGAAGAUCAGGCCUCGGCAACCUCUCCCCGCUCCCUGCAAGGCCGCAGGCAAGAUGAACAUUCUGGCGCCCGUGCGGAGGGACCGCGUCCUGGCGGAGCUGCCCCAGUGCCUGAGGAAGGAGGCCGCUUUGCACGUGCGCAAAGACUUCCACCCGCGCGUCACUUGCGCCUGCCAGGAGCACCGGACAGGCACCGUGGGAUUUAAGAUCUCCAAGGUCAUUGUGGUAGGAGACCUAUCAGUGGGGAAGACUUGCCUCAUUAAUAGGUUCUGCAAAGACACCUUUGAUAAGAAUUACAAGGCCACCAUUGGAGUGGACUUUGAGAUGGAACGAUUUGAGGUGUUGGGCAUCCCCUUCAGUCUCCAGCUUUGGGACACUGCUGGACAGGAGAGGUUCAAAUGCAUUGCAUCAACCUACUACCGUGGAGCUCAAGCCAUCAUCAUCGUCUUCAACCUGAAUGCUGUAGCAUCCCUGGAACACACCAAGCAAUGGCUCGCUGAUGCACUCAAGGAGAAUGACCCUUCCAACGUGCUUCUCUUCCUUGUGGGUUCCAAGAAGGACCUGAGUACUCCAGCUCAGUAUGCGCUAAUGGAGAAAGAUGCACUCAAGGUGGCCCAAGAGAUUAAGGCUGAGUACUGGGCAGUCUCAUCUCUCACUGGUGAGAACGUACGUGAAUUCUUCUUCCGUGUGGCAGCACUGACCUUUGAGGCCAACGUGCUAGCUGAGCUGGAGAAAUCGGGAGCCCGGCGCAUUGGGGACGUUGUCAGCAUCGACAGUGAUGACAGCAACCUCUACCUAACUGCCAGCAAGAAAAAGCCUGCAUGUUGUCGCUGAGGAGUGAGAAGAGUAUCCAGAGACUACCUGUCCCUAGGGACAGUGCCAUCCUGACUGCCCCAGAGCUGGAUCCCUGGACAGUUUUGCACUGACUUUUUCCAGACCAAAGAGCUGCCCCCUAGUGGCAGCACCCCAGAGGGGUAACUGGGACCAUGCUAGUCACUUCCUGCCCCCAGGCAUCGUGCCAAAGACUGGAUGACUCCCUCCUCCUCUAGGGGCUCUCCAGAGUGCCCAGCAGUGGGAGGGGCAGUGUUCCUGCUGCAUUUACUCAGCCUGCUGGGCCCUCUGUGUAUAAGAAUGCCUAAUAAUUCCAGCCCUAUUUUGUGCCUUAUACAUUAAAAUAAAUGUUUAUUAGC
This is a messenger RNA of Castor canadensis (American beaver), 1733 nucleotides long. RefSeq names its product RAB34, member RAS oncogene family (gene Rab34). The record is from RefSeq and is a predicted model, not a curated record. Gene Ontology annotation, molecular function: GTPase activity; GTP binding. Lineage: Eukaryota; Metazoa; Chordata; Mammalia; Rodentia; Castoridae.